Messenger RNA from Vigna radiata var. radiata (mung bean), 609 nucleotides. RefSeq lists its product as uncharacterized. Gene Ontology annotation, molecular function: sequence-specific DNA binding; DNA-binding transcription factor activity. The record is from RefSeq and is a predicted model, not a curated record. Bases 241 to 543 code for a protein of 100 amino acids. Gene Ontology annotation, biological process: regulation of DNA-templated transcription. The transcript is spliced from 4 exons. NCBI's taxonomy places the organism in Eukaryota, Viridiplantae, Streptophyta, Magnoliopsida, Fabales, Fabaceae.
UUCUUUUUCUGUGUGGAAAGAAGUUUGGAAAAAAUACGGAAUUUGUUUGCCUCAGAUUUCAGCAACAGGGCCAUUGAGCUUUGUGAUAUAUCUUAACUAAGUUGUUUUUUGCUUGAUUAUUCUAGGAAGUAAAUACUCUCAAUUUAUCUCUGUUGAAUAUGUGCAGGACAUGAAUUUUGCAACAUAUGGCAUCAGAACAAAAGUGACAAGGAAGUUAAGCACCACAUAUAUGCAUUUCAAAUGAGAAGCGCAGUUGAUGUUCUNGAUGAUGGGUACCAGUGGAGAAAAUNUGGGAAAAAGAUAGUAAAAAACAAUAGUUUUCCAAGGUUGGACAGAUCUUUCAAAAAAUUGAAUGUCGUGAUCAAUCUAAUGGAGGAACAAGAAGGUGCUACACUGCUUGUAUCCGCCAAGUUUAAUGUAGUAUCUGUCCGUAUAUACCUUCAGUUUCAAGAGGAAAUUGUUGAUGCAAAGUUCGGGUUUUCUUUGAGUACAAGAAGAUUAUCUCAUGUUAGCAACAUUUUGGGAGUUUAUUAUAUUUUUUAGUAUAGAAUUAUAAUUAGUCUAUUAUGUAUUUUUAGUGAUUAUGGAUGAAGUUAUAAUUACAUUUAA